Molecule: messenger RNA, 714 nt
Organism: Cylicocyclus nassatus
Lineage: Eukaryota; Metazoa; Nematoda; Chromadorea; Rhabditida; Strongylidae
Source: the annotation of a GenBank genome assembly
AUGAUGCCAAAUAGAGCUAAUGGGGUGCCCGAGGCACAGGACGAUCGGGAUGAGAGGGAGGCAUUGGGAGUUCCAGAUAAUAAAGCGGCGCCCAAUGAACAAGAUGAAAAUAGGAUAUUUGGGGAGGCGGAUGAAGCAGGGAAUAACGAAAAUGGAGGGCUCGGCGUACGAGAUCUUGGACUGCCGAAUGGCUACCAUCGUGAAGGCGAUGAGAACGAAGUGCCGGAAGAUCCGGAUAAUGAGCGAGAAGGUUCACCAGCGAGCGACAUAUGGAACGUAGAUGGUCAUGAUUCGCCGGAAGGUCCGUAUGAUCCGGUCCUAGGGUUAGGCGCCCGUCGCCUAACCCGUAGGGAGGACAUGAUGCUCUAUCUUCGCUUGCAUGCGCUCGAGCGGGCGCUACAAGUGGAGGAUGAAGGCGAAUUUGAUGAAGAUGAAGAAGUGGCACCUCUACUGGGGCCGGACGCUGGAUUUCCCAGUAUCUACCCUCGACUAGGGUGUGUAGUGUGUGGCGUAAACGGCCACAGGACCUGCGAGUGUAGGGUCCACUUGGAGUUCGUCGAUCGCGUACGGGUCGUACAUGCGUAUCGCCUGUGUGGGCGAUGCGCCGAAUUCCACGAAGGAAGUAUGUGUAUGAACCAUCUUCGCUGUGGGCGCUGUGGGCGGGAGAACAGCCACCCAACGUUCCUGUGCCCGAGGCCGUUCCCGAACGAGUGA